AAAAAAGAAAAUUGCAUACCAGGCACAACCUUUGUACACACGCACGCACAUACACACAGAAACAUAGAAACACACACACACACACACACACACACACACAUACCCACAAAGCAAAACAAAAAGAUACUCAGAUAUACACACGUACGAGCAUCCAACAUACCUACACCAAACCUUUUUUUUUCUUCUCUCUCUCGUACACACACACGCGCGCAAAGAACCAAUUACAUUAAGACAAUGAAGCCGUCAACAUCAGCAAAGCUCAUGGACGGGCUCGUUUAUUUAGACGAUUAUGUUGACACAAUGGAGGCUCUUCCUUUGGAGCUUCAAAGAAACUUUACGUUGAUGAGAGAAUUGGAAGGCUACGCUCAAGAACUAUUGGAUUCCACUGCCAAGGGAGCUAUUGACCUAAUUGACAAUGUCAAGGAAAUGGAUCCCAACGAGAGAAUCGACAAACUUAAAAUCCUCAGUGGUUUUUUGAGCGAGACACUUAAAAGAGGCGAAGAAAAAGUAGCUCUAGCAAAAUCUACAUUCGACACGGCCGAGAAGAACUGUAACCGAUUAGAUGCGGACCUUGUAAAAUUUGAGGAUGAACAGGUGCUCGGAAUGAGUCGUGUUACUUCACAACCUGGGCUUGCACCUUCGGCUCGUAGUUUAAAGGAAAGCGCUGAUUUACGUGACAAGGCCAACAAAAGAUCGGAUAGAGAACGAAAAGACGGGAAAAGUGAAAAGAGAGAAGUGUUGGCUACAAAAAAACGAAAGACAGCAAAAGACAACGGAACUCCUCCUCCUGCAUCUUUGCGAGCCCAGACUCUUAAGGAUGCUAGGAUUAAGACACAGAUUGAAAAAGAGAAGCAGUCAAAAACAGCCAUGGGAACAAAUAAGAAUGGCAAUGGAAAGGCAAAAACCGUGGUGCCGGCUGACCUGUCUAUCGAUCCAAAUGAGCCUCUUUACUGUUAUUGUCAGCAAGUAUCGUAUGGGGAGAUGGUUGCAUGUGAUAAUACCGACUGUGAGAUUGAGUGGUUCCAUUUGGCAUGUGUUGAUUUAAAGACAGUACCAAAGGGUAAAUGGUACUGCAAUAACUGCUCUACCAAAAUGAAAGGCAAACAUAGAAAAAGUAUUAACAAUAGUAAAAAGAAGUAG
Messenger RNA from Phycomyces blakesleeanus NRRL 1555(-), 1140 nucleotides. RefSeq lists its product as hypothetical. The transcript has 9 exons. Lineage: Eukaryota; Fungi; Mucoromycota; Mucoromycetes; Mucorales; Phycomycetaceae. The record is from RefSeq and is a predicted model, not a curated record. The coding region runs from base 235 to 1140 and encodes 301 amino acids.